UCGGCCCCCUCUCUGCUCCUCGCUCCAUCUCCCCUCCACCCGUCCGUCCUAGCAUCCCGUCUCUGUCGGUACAUGCCUUAUCCGGAGGAGGAUGCUGAAGUUCCGUGUGGACAGGAGAGCCAGUCAACAUGACCCCAGUGGACCAGCUGGAGCAGCACUGAGCCCCCUCCAGCUGGAAGAGCCCACCUUACACUCCUAUCUGCAGCACUGUGAUUUGGAAAUGAAUGGGAAAGUGAAUCCUACUGCUGAGAAGAUCACUGACUCCAAAAGUGCCAAUAUGGUGUCAAACCUGUCCCCAGAAGGCCAGCCUUACACCAGGGCGUCUCGUACUCCCAGGAGUUCUCUUCGAACGGCAGCUACGUUUGGGAAGCGCUCAAACUCCAUGCGCAGAAAUCCCAAAGCAGAGGUCAGCAAACAGGGAUGGCUGUACAAGCAGGCCAGCAGUGGGGUGAAGCAGUGGAACAAGAGGUGGUUCGUCCUCACCGACAGAUGUCUCUUUUACUACAAAGAUGAAAACGAGGACACAGUGUUAGGGAGUUUGCCGCUGCUCAGUUUCCGAGUCGGAGGAGUGGAGCCUUCGGAUAACCUCACCCGCAGGUUUGCCUUUAAGGUGAGGUGUGAGAGGGAGGACGGUGAGGAAGGGGAGCUAAAGGAUCCAGUUGUGUUUUGCAUGCAGGCGGGGCACGCUGGGACCAGGACCUACUACUUCAGCGCAGACAGCCAUGAGGACCAGGAGCAGUGGAUCAGAGCCAUGAGCCAGGCUGCAGCGGUCCCCAGUGAGCCGUCACAGAGAAUAAACCCCACAGUGGAUCCAAACCACACUAUGGUGACCAAGGCACCAAACACACUAACACACAAUGAUACUGUCAGUGACCCCCCACCACACCCUAAGGCCAACGGGGUCAACAGUCUUCAGACACCCCCACCCUCCACCCCCUGCUCCGAUCAGGAGGGAAAGAAUAAUAACGGAAGACAAGGAGAAGGUGAGGAUGGAGGGGGGAGAACAGGUCCGGACCCCGCCUCUCAUCCAAGACCGCAUCCAAAUGGAUGGGGCAACAACGGCCCUCGGAACAGCAAACCCCCUCUAUCCAGGAGUCCCAGUGGACAUCAUGCACCCCAGGGCCACCCGGAGGGGGGGGGAUGCCCCCCGCAGGACAGCAGGGAGCAGCAGGAGAACGUUGUGCUGAGGAGGGGCUUCGUGCCCAGGACGGCUCCAGAGAGGGUGGCUCAGAGGAAGAGCUCCAUGGCCCAGCUGCAGCACUGGGUCAACCAGCGAAGAGGCAUGGCCUCCGAGGAGGACCUUAACAGCCCAUCUCAUUACUACGCAGUAAACCAGGGGCUUUUGGCGGACUACUAUGGCUACCCUGGUGGCCCCCAGUAUAUGGAGGAACGCCCUCUUUACCCGCCAGGGGUCCGACCAGACAGUAUCUGCUCUGUUUCUGCUAUGGGGGGAUACGACCCGCGCUGGACCGUGGAGGAGAAGCGGCACUCACUGAGGGAUGUACCCCAUCAGCUGUAUGGAGCCCCACUGCAGCGGGACCAAUGGGGGCCGGCCUACUUUGGUGGAAUGGAAAAAUCCAUGAGACGUCUGUCUGUACAGCCCCGCUCCAGGUCUGUCCCCAGGUCCCCGUCCUCGUCCUGUGGGGGGCCCUACUCCCCGGUGCCGCACAGCUUCGCCUCGCCUGGCCGCUCGCCCUCUGCUCGCUUCGACCGGCUCCCGGCCCGGCUGAGGGACGACGUGAUCUACGCUGACCCCUCGGUCUACAGCCUGCGGAGGUCUCUGAGCUCCCCAAAGUAUGACUACCCUGGUGAAAGGAGGUCCUUAAGCCAAGGAUUAUACCACUACAACUACCCUGUAUCCCCUUCCAUCCACAAUAAAAUGGAGGACAUGUUAGACCUUCAGCUCCAGCGUAACCUGGAUUACUUAGACCAGCAGGUGCUCCAGGGAAGCCAUCUAAUUGGCACGGUUACUCGAAUGGUGAAGCGCUCGUCCUCAGCAGCAAAGCUCUGUGUACAAGUGCCGCCUUUCCAUGAUGUCUACAGCAGAGAGUUAUAUCCUACACUGAAGCUCAACGAGAUUGAAACCAGCAAACUCUUGGGUAGGCUGUGUGAGCAGAACCGAAUUCUGAAAGACCACGAGGCUGUUGUUCACAGGCUGAGAAUGGACAAGGACAGCCUAGAGGAGGCGCUGGUUGGGACACGUCAAGAGAUGGAGCUGUAUCAUAACCAGCCUUUGGCCAUUGAAAAGCUGCACUACAGAAAGGACACUUUGCAGAACCAACUGAUCAACAUCAGAGGGGAACUCUCUCAGGCCUCCAGUGCUUUAACCACCACUCGUAUGGAGUUUGAAGCGUUAGAGGAUGAGGCCAAUGCCAUUCAUGGAGAUCUUUGGGAGCAGCUGAACGCAGGAGGGCAGAGCGAGCUGGUUCGUCGGCACAUCCAGAAAGAGUUUUGGAGAGUCCAGGAUGUGUUAGAGGGACUGCACAAGAAUAACUCAUCCAGAGGCACUGACACAGCCAAGCACAGAGUGGCCAGCGGUGCUUCAGGCUCCUUUAGCACCAAUAGUCCAGCCAGUCCCCUGAGCUCAGUAAGCAUCACCAGCCCACUCAGCCCCUUCUCCCCAGUGCCCGGCUCCCAGGCUUCCCCCACCAAACAGCUGGGCCCGGAGGAAAGUGUUCCCCCAAGGCCUCCCCUCCCUAAGUCCUAUUACCCUUUGGAACCCUCCCCCACCUUCCCCCCCUCCAUCCCCCCCCUGCCCUUUGACAGCACCGCCUGGCUGCGCAGCUUGGGCGUCGACGAUGGUUAUCUUGAUGGUGAAGACUGUCACAGCAGAAAGCUCAUCAGUGACAUGCAGGACCAGGACAGACAAUCCACUAUGAAUAAAGUUGGCAUUGUGCCUCCUAGAACAAAGUCCCCGACCGCAGAGUCCCACAGCCGCUCUGCUGCAGUGAGCUGGAGAGUUCCCAAUGGAAUAUCGAGGGAGCGUCCAAAGAGCGCUGUGUUUCCUGCAGAGCUCAAAUCCAAAAUGAGUGUGGAGGAGCAGAAUGAGCGAAUCCGACGAAACCAAAGCAGCUCUGUGAGGGACAAGAGGAGGAGUCUGAUCCUCUCCGGAGGCCAGUCUCCAGCCAACUACAAAGUGAUUCGAAGGCGGCUGACAGCUCAUGAGAUUGACAUUAAUGACCUGGAGUUGGCAGUGCGAGGUCAGGGUCUGGAGUCUCCUCGGGAGGAAAUCGCUCGCCUGAGGCAGGUGAAGGGGGAGGCCCAGCCGUACCACCUGGACAUCAGUAGGGAGCUUCUGACUCCUGACAAGGUUCUGAUCCCGGAGCGCUACCUGGAUGUGGAGGACAGCCCCCCGCUGAGCCCCGAGGAGCAGAGGGAGAAGCAGAAGAAACUUGUGCGGAUCAAGACCCUCAUCGCUAAAUCCAAUCUGCAGAACAUGGUGCCCCUGCUGGACGGGCCGGUGGAGGGGGGGGCGGGGAGCUCCCAGCAGCAGCUGCAGGAGCAGGAGAAGCGCAUCGAGAUCUCCUGCGCCCUGGCUGCCGAGGCGUCGCGCCGCAGCCGCCUCCUCUCCGCACAGUGCGCCCCCAGUCCCCCCACCUCCCCGACCAGCCUGGCCCACCCCCCUUCCUCUGCUGACGUCCCUAACUCCGCCCACACCAUGAAGGCGUGAGUACAAGCUCAAGCCCUGGUGGCUGUCAAGUUUGAUGGAGCAUCUUUCUGAGGACUGCACAAACACAACAAUGAAGAUGGCCCCCGGACAAAUGACUUUUUUCUGUCACCUAAACUGAGCUACCACAAAAGCAGGGAACGUUGUCUAAGGAGGAAAGAGAGCUAAUGCAAAGCUGAGAGGAAGCUAUGUGGAACUGUGGAAGGCUCCAGAUCUCUCGCCAGCCUUGAGGUGUAAAAUAUUGCUAAAUAAUUGUGCUCAGGACAUAUUUUACAAAGUAGAUAUUAAGGAUGACCAUGUUGGUAAUGAUAUAUUUUACACUCAUAAGGACAACAUGUCAGUACUACUGUUCAGUGUUGAUCAUUUUACAAGGGAAACUGCACAUGAGAGGCCCAAUGAGGAGGGACAAGGAAAGACCUGCAGAAAUAACCGAGUCCAGGUAGAGGCCAGCGACCAGGACUGAGGUGGACCAGUAGUAGAGGCUUUGAACCUGCUUCUGGACAAUAUUCAUUAUCUUCUAAUCUCCAUAUCAACCUGGGAGAAACACACCAGGGCUGGAGGCGCAGUGAGGAGUGGUACUAGUGACAGACUGAGGGCAUUCCCCUACACAAAAUAUACUGACAUUUUGAGAACUGAGCAAAAUAAGAGUGAAUCCUCCCUUCUCUUGUAAGAAGCUGAAAACUCACUGUGAUGCCUGUUUACCUAGACCUCCACCGACCCCCCCAACACACACACACAUCUAUAAACCUUCUCUGCUGUUAUAUAAGCGUAUGUGCAAACAUUAGCAUUACAUUAAACAAACAUUAUGGAAGCCCUUUACUCAUGUACUGGUAGAAGUGUUAGGUCCCUGAUAUAUUCCAAGAUGAAUAGUUCUGUAAGGCAUCAGGUGAAGCAGAUGUGGUGUAGUGGGCACGCUUGCAUUCUGUUCAGAUCAGGCCGGACACAUGCGGUUGAUCAAAUGUUUGUCACACAGAAAGCAUGAUGUAGGCUGAACCCUUUUCUUCCAUGAAAGAGUCCACUCUCUGCUCACUGCCAUCGCUGCAGUGCCAUUGAUCCAGGUAGGCUGUUUGUAGGUCACAUUACAUUUAGUUGUACUUUUGCCAAGGAGGAACAUCAAAGUAGUGUGCACAGCAAGGCUGGGAAACAAUCACCUUGCUCUGUGCCCUAUUUAUCUGCUCUUUAGUGUGGAAGCCAGUCAGAUUGGUUGAUUUGUCUUCUGUGCAUGGUGGAGUUUACACAUCUACUGUUGUAUGUUUUCCCCAAUGUUGUGGGUCACACAUUAUGAUAAAGAGCCUACCACCAGGUAGAUUACAUUCUUAGGUAUACUAUAUUAACUUUUACAAUAGCUUUUUUCAAAACAUAAAACCGACACAAUCUUCUCCCCUGGAUGUAGGCAACAUCUGACCCUCAAAGGAGAGACAGGACUUGCUCUAAGACAAGGUUUCAUAUGAGUCCAGAAGCCUUUUCCUUAUAUAACAUUUCAGGAUACCUUCAACCAUGGCACUUUGGUUUAUAACUUUAGUUUUGACAGAGAUGAUCCAACCUCUCUCAUCUACACACACAGAUGGUGGUCAUCUGGUUACACAAGGAAACAUGUGCACAGAUUCCAGCAGGAAAUGUGAUGAGAUCCUGGACUCUUGAACACUGACACAGCGGUGCUCCACACGGACCUCUACUCUGUAACCUGCUCGACAUGAACAUGGUAGUUCUGACCUGUGUUGGAACGAAAUAUCGGGAAGAUUUUUGUGAUCAAAUUCAGUGGGCCUUCACGUAGUGCUCAAGAAAUUCCCAAACGCUUGUCUGCAGAUGUAUAGGUAAAGUAUGUUGCUUAUAAAUUGUACCGUGUAUGUGGAAAGUAAAAAUAGAAGUGACCUUAGAAGAGUAACUCUGCUAGAAAGCACUUGUCUGUGUUGAGAGGAGUUAGCUGAUGAUGCAGUCAGAGGAAUGAUAUGCUGGAAAACAAUGUCAUGUAACAUAUCCCAACAACAUGUCAUCCAGUCAUGCAGUGCCAUACAUCUGAACAUGAUGAAUGGACAUGUUAUGGACAUGGAGGAAAUGCAAUGAUGUCUACACAGUGGCUUUAAGUGGAACCCCAAUAAUUAAUAAGAAAAUCACUCAUUUCAUUUGUUUUUCUUAACUAUACAAGUACUUAUUGGAGUUCAUUACUAUUUAAUGACACAUUUAAUGUUAAAACACUUUUUUUACAAAUUCAAUAAUUCCAUUCGCCAAUCAUGUUUUAAUGCCAUUUCCUUGUGUGUAUUUUAAACCACUGAUACAACAGAUUAAUGACGCGACUGGGUGGUACUGGUGACUACACUACAUGUGCUGGUAAUUUAUUUGUAUUAUUUUUCAGUGUGUCGCACAGAAAGGCCCAAACAUUUUCUAAACGUCUUUAUUCAAAUGUUACAACUCUUAAGUUUGGGCCAUGCCUCGACGUUAAACUUCCUCCAGAUUGGAAGACUUUGAUCACACACACAAUCACACACACACACCUCUCUUUUUGAUGUGUAUGUUAUUGAUGCUAUGUUUGCCCUCACACACUUCAAGGUUCAAGUAACCUGCCUUUGUAUAAAGCUGUUCUUAUUGAGACAAUAUGGCAAAGACAUUUUAAAAAUACUUUUACGCUGAAACCAUUAAAAGCACUACGCAAAUAAUGAAACACGGAUUUAAGAGAACACUUCUAUUUUUUCUUGUGUUAUGUUUUUUUUAGAAAGGGAAUGCAUUCAAAAGAGGCAGAUCAUAUUUUUUUAGAUGCAUGGAUAUUCAAUGACAAGUUGACAGGUAACAUUUUUACACUUAAUUACGUUUUACAUUUUUCACGAAAAAUACUUUAUUUUAUUGCUCUGCAGGAAUGUUUUCAGGAGCAGAACAUAGAUAUUUUUUGAUAAAUUGGAAUCUGAUGUGUUAAGAAAUGACAGGUGGUGACCAAUAUUUGAUACUAGAUGUAGCAUUUGUGGAUUAAGAAGAAAAAUAAUAUAAACACGUACAUUAUUUAAUGUACUAUUUUUUAUUUCAGUUAAGCAUAUCCUACUAUCACAUAUAACCAUUGCUAUUUUGCUGGAAAAUAGACUCUGCUUGAACUAUGCAAAUUAUUUAAAAUUUAUAGACACAUAAUCUGCUUGCUUCAGAAAAAAAAAUGCAAUAAAGUGAAUGUAUACAAAUAAUGUGUUUCUCUACAUGCUUCUGGAUUUAUCAAAGUAUUUUGGAGAAUAAUAUAUGGCUGCCUGGAAUGAUGAUAUAUUUACUGCUCUGAGUUUAACCCACCUGCUGACGUUCACUGCCACAAAGACUCCUGCGGUCCAGCCGCUGGUUGUCAGGAGGCUCCCUGAUGAUACCUACAGUCUGUGUUUGAUCAAACUGUAUUUCUGAAUGAAUAAAGUGCAAACUAAA
Messenger RNA from Trematomus bernacchii (emerald rockcod), 7057 nucleotides. RefSeq names its product pleckstrin homology domain containing, family A member 6 (gene plekha6). The record is from RefSeq and is a predicted model, not a curated record. The transcript has 27 exons. The coding region runs from base 92 to 3670 and encodes 1192 amino acids. Lineage: Eukaryota; Metazoa; Chordata; Actinopteri; Perciformes; Nototheniidae.